Messenger RNA from Populus nigra (black poplar), 1620 nucleotides. RefSeq names its product protein CUP-SHAPED COTYLEDON 3-like. The coding region runs from base 142 to 1461 and encodes 439 amino acids. Gene Ontology annotation, biological process: regulation of DNA-templated transcription. The record is from RefSeq and is a predicted model, not a curated record. The transcript has 3 exons. NCBI's taxonomy places the organism in Eukaryota, Viridiplantae, Streptophyta, Magnoliopsida, Malpighiales, Salicaceae. Gene Ontology annotation, molecular function: DNA binding.
UGGGAAGCUUUUCAGGUGCAGUUCUGUACUCCCCCACUUAGCUUUUGUGUCCAAAUCCAUCUCUUUCUGCUUCACUCUCUCCCUCACAGUUUCCCAACCUCCUUCCGUUUCAUUGCUUUCAACGAAAUCUCUAUAAAUUGCAUGCCACUACAAACCAUUUUCCUUCAUCCGCUUCCAAAUCCCAUUUUUACAACCUUAAAAUCCCCCCUCCCUCCUCUCUCUUUCUCUCCUUGGCUUUGUGUGAAGAUGUUGGCAAUGGAAGAGCUUCUGUGUGAACUAACUUGUGAAGAUAUAAACGAGCAAGGGUUGCCUCCAGGGUUUAGAUUCCACCCAACAGAUGAAGAGCUUAUAACCUUCUAUCUCGCUUCAAAGGUGUUUAAUGGGAGUUUUUGCGGUGUAGAUAUUGCUGAGGUUGAUCUUAACAGAUGUGAACCCUGGGAGCUUCCAGAUGUAGCAAAGAUGGGAGAAAGAGAAUGGUACUUUUUUAGCUUGAGGGACAGGAAGUACCCAACAGGGCUGAGAACAAAUCGGGCCACCGGAGCUGGCUACUGGAAAGCCACAGGCAAAGAUAGAGAAGUAUACAGUGCCUCAACUGGUGCCUUGCUUGGCAUGAAAAAGACCCUUGUUUUUUACAAAGGCAGAGCUCCCAGAGGUGAAAAAACCAAGUGGGUGAUGCAUGAGUACCGCCUAGACGGUGACUUUUCCUACCGUCACUCGUGUAAGGAGGAAUGGGUGAUUUGUAGGAUACUUCACAAAAAAGGAGAGAAGAAAAAUGUGUUUCUCCAAGCUGGACAAGGCUAUCACCUCAUGGAAGCCUCUUCACCAGCAAAUUCAGGUUCAUUGCCUCCACUGCUUGAAGCAUCAGCAUCAAUAUUUGAUCAGUGUCAAUCCAAGAACACAGUUGUUGAGGCCUUCCAAAACGCUUUUCUGAUUCAUGAACACCAAGAAAAUGACCUCAAAAGCCUACUCAACCCACUUGUUUCCCAGUCCAAUGCCAUGUCAAUAAAUGGCUUCCAACCACGUUUUUCACCUACCUCCAUCUCCAUCAACAGCACCACCACAUCAACAAAUAAAAACACAGACACGAACACCAACAACCAGCAGUCACCAUCGAUGCUCUUCAAGUCCAUCCUCUCAUAUCAAGAUUGCGCAUUGAAGGAACAAUCCAGUACUCUUUACAAACAGUGCAACACUGAGGCCAACUUUUCCCAUUUUCAGCUACAUGAUGCUCACUUGGGUUGCGUGGAUAAGAUCGUUCACCCAAAUCCAUACCAAAAUAAUCCCUUGUUUUUUGAGAUGGAUUGUAGUAGUAACAUUUUGGGGCUCUCAGAAUCUGCUUCUGCUGCAGACACCAUAGCCCAUGACAUGUCCACUUCAAUUGCAUUUAGCAGAGCCGGCUUGCAGAUGAUGUUAGAUACUCCCAUCAGACUUCCUGCAGAAUCUUGGCCAUUUGAUCCUUAACGAUUUUCCAAGUCCCCAAAAACCAUUAUUGCUGCAAUCGAUCAUAUUAUAAUAUAUAUAUAUUAUAAACUUGCGAUCUUGAUGCUGUGUAGAUUUGUAGUGUAGCUCCUCUAGCCAUUGCGAUUGGCAAGUCCAUCCAUGCACGUAUCUAUGCAAAGA